Anastrepha ludens (Mexican fruit fly) is the source of this 1330-nucleotide messenger RNA. Its product is annotated as protein starmaker-like. The record is from RefSeq and is a predicted model, not a curated record. Bases 1 to 1320 code for a protein of 439 amino acids. Gene Ontology annotation, molecular function: protein binding. NCBI's taxonomy places the organism in Eukaryota, Metazoa, Arthropoda, Insecta, Diptera, Tephritidae. The transcript has 2 exons.
AUGCGUGCUUUCUGCUAUCUAAUAUUUCUUGCCGUUAUAAGCGUGAAAGCUCUCGUUUCGGCGAAUUACGAUGAAUCCACGGAGGAGAGUACCGAGCCGGCGACAAUGACUUUGCCAACCACCCCGAAACCGUUGUGCAAAGAACGUCCAUGUCCACGAAUCUAUCAGCCAGUUUGUUCAUUAGUGGAUGGAGUACAAAUGACUGCGCCCUCGCUCUGCGUUCUCAAAAAUAAGAUCAGAUGUGCACCAGUUUUGCGCAAAAAAUUAGGAAGAAGAGUUCAAAAUAUUCGUUUCCUACACUACGGCCCCUGCUCACAGGAACGUGAUCGAAGUAAUGUUGUGCGAAUGGGAAGAGAUGAGCCCGAUGAGGGUAGAGAUAUCAAUCAAAAUUCUUUGAACGAUGCCGAAAGUAAUGAGGAAAGUAACUCUCGUGAAAUGAACGGUAGUGAUGAAAGUGAGGAAAGCUACUUAAGGGAUAUAAUGGAUGAUAUAAGCGGAAGCGAUGAAAAUGAGGAACGCUACUCAAGGGACAUGGGUGAUGAUGUAAGCGGAAGCGGUGAGAGAAAGGAACGCUACUCAGGGGAUAUAAGUGAUGAUAUAAGCGGAAGCGAUGAAAGUGAUGAGCAGAGUCUCUCAGAUGAUAAGAGAGAUGAUGUUGGCAGAAGCGGUGAGAGCGAGGAACGCUACCCAGGGGAUAUAAGUGAUGAUUUAAGUGGAAGCGAUGAAAGUGAUGAGCAGAGUCUCCCAGAUGAUAUGAGUGAUGAUAUUAGCAGAAGCGGUGAGAGCGAGGAACACUACGCAGGGGAUAUAAGUGAUGAUAUUAGCGGAAGCGAUGAAAGUGAUAACGAGGGCGACUCAGAUGGAAUGAUUACCGGUAUUAGCGGAAGCGAUGAGAGCGAUGAGAAUAGCGUCUCAGAUGAUAAGAAUAAAUAUUAUUAUAGAAGCGGUGAAACUGAUGAAAGUGAUGAGGAGAAUGACUCAGAUGAAAUGAUUACCGGUAUUAGCGGAAGCGAUGAGAAUAGCGUCUCAGAUGAUAAGAAUAAAUAUUAUUAUGGAAGCGGUGAAACUGAUGAAAGUGAUGAGGAGGGUGACUCAGAUGAAAUGAUAGCUGAUAUGAAAGAAAGUGCUGAAAGCGAUGAUAGCAAUGAUGAGGAAAGUGGCGAAGAUAUUUGGGGUUAUAGCAGCGAAGUUGGUAAACACGCACAAAGUAAUUAUCACGCAGCAAAUAUCGCAGACAAAAAUUCCGAAAAAGCAGAUGAAAGAGAUUACAGCCAUGAGGACACUGGUGGAGAAGUAGAUUCUGAAAAGAAAAUCAUAUAAUUCAGCUGAC